Messenger RNA from Eleginops maclovinus (Patagonian blennie), 6149 nucleotides. It is a transcript of the gene smchd1, whose product is annotated as structural maintenance of chromosomes flexible hinge domain containing 1. The record is from RefSeq and is a predicted model, not a curated record. Gene Ontology annotation, cellular component: chromosome. Gene Ontology annotation, biological process: double-strand break repair; chromosome organization. Gene Ontology annotation, molecular function: protein binding; ATP binding. The coding region runs from base 103 to 5976 and encodes 1957 amino acids. Lineage: Eukaryota; Metazoa; Chordata; Actinopteri; Perciformes; Eleginopidae. The transcript has 48 exons.
AGUGAAGAGUUGAAGCAACAUAACCAGGCGUAUCCCAAGGCAGGGUCAUUUAACCAGCGUGUACAUGUUUCAAAGGUUAGGGAUGACUUCAAACUGCAAGCCAUGGAAGGAGGAAAAGCCCGCAGGAGGAUUUGUGUUUACGACUGCCGCUCCGAAGAUGGGAGGAAAGUUACCAAGAAAAAGCUGGAAACGAGGGAUGUGGACUUCAGAGGCUUUCUUCAACUUUUGCACAAGGAAUUUGCAAUCCGUUCAAAUGAAACAUUUGUGUUGGUCACAACAGACAGAGUAGUCUUGGAUUUUAAAAUAUUUGAGGAGCUUCAGGAUGACAGCACCCUCCUCUUGUUGGAACAGGAGCACCAAGCUCUGGCCUCAGCGACGAAGGAGCGCAUCAACUUUACGCCUCAUUAUGAUACGCUGAUCCAGAGUGGCACAUAUGAGUACUGGGCUAGCAGGGGACAGAAACCAUUGCCAUACUCUCUUGCCGAGCUGAUCGACAACGCUCUUUCAGCCACAGCUAAAAACAAAGGAAUGAGGACGAUAGAGAUACGCAUGAUGUUUGAUGAAACUCUCGGGAAACCUGCAGUGAUCGUUUUAGAUAACGGGUGUGGAAUGACCUCUCAACAGCUCAAAAACUGGGCACGGUACAGACUCUCCAAGUUUAACAGGGAAAACGGCUCGAGUGGAAGUGAGCGUGAAGGGUAUGUUCGGCCUGAUCCUGUCCCUCGCAGUCUCAACAGUGAUAUAUCUUAUUUUGGAGUUGGAGGAAAACAGGCUAUUUUCCACAUCGGAGACUCAGGCAGGAUGAUCACUAAAGCAUAUGGCUCCCCGGAUGUUCAUGAGAUGCUUAUUUCCAAAAAAGACUUUGAGAGUAAGGAGAAGAACAAAGAGGAUGUUUUCAGCGGGAACAUUCUCAACAGGAAUCCCUGCAACUCUUCACAUUUAAAUGAGCGCUUCCUCCGUGACCUCAUCGCAGAGGAAUCUGGCAAGAAAAAGUUCACGGCCGUUGUCAUUACGGGAGUCUUUCCUGAUCACAUCGCUUUUAUCAAACAGGAUUACAAAGUGUGGACCAAACAACUUGCUCAAAUAUAUCACUACUACAUUCAUGGAGCCACUGGAAGGGACAUGAGUGACAGGUCCACAGACUCGAAUAGUCACCCUGAAAUUAAAAUCACGAUCACUUUGCGUGACAAGCCUCCCCUUGUGAUAGAUCUAAGAGAAGUGGAAAACGACAUGCAGACUCAGUACAUACAAUCGGCUGUGGACACGUUUGAGUUUAAGGCCACCACUUCAGAAGGCGGCACAGUGGAGGGCCUCAUUCGGUAUCAUCCCUUCCUGUAUGACAAGGAGACUUACCCGGAGGAACCUGACGCUGGGCAAGAGGAAGAUGAUGCUGAUAAUGAGCCGGGAGCCCAGCAUCAGAAAAUAAGGAAAAGGCCGAUAUUCGACUGUUUCUGGAACGGACGGCUCAUACCUUACACCACAGUGUCUGAGUUCGACUGGUGUGAUCAGAGUAAAGGAGCAAAGGAGCUUGCAGAGUGUUACAAUCGGAUUUCAGGGGUGCUCUUCACCGACGACAAAUUCCCAGUCAGCACCAACAAGCUCACCUUCAUGGAACUGGAGCUGAAACUGAAGCAAAAGGACACUUUCUUCACACGCAUUGUUAACGGACAGAAACAAAGAGGUCCCAUUCAGAAGGAGUUCACGCAGUGGCUAAAGAACUGUCACGAGAAGUACGACAAGCAAGUGAAGUUCCUCGACUUCAAGGAGACCAUCACACGAACAGAUGUGUCUGUCAAGAAAAUGCAGUAUCCCUGGGCGGCGUUCACCUCCAUCGAAUGGGACGGCAAAAAAUACUCAGAAGGCCAACUUGUGAAGUCUCAGAAAACACAGCCCAUUAUCUAUGGCAGCGUGGUGCGUUUCUUGCUGUAUGGACAACAUGAAGGAAAUGUCUUUGCCACAGGGGGACAGGUGGAAAUUUGUCAAGAACCCAAAGCCUUUCACAACAAGAACAAGACCAUGCUCAUUUCCAAGAUUGACAAGACCGCCACUGACGAAGCCAUCCAGAAAAACAUUGACAACGACGCAGCCAAGCUUCCAGAGAUUCUGAGAGUGAACUGGCCUGAAGGGAACCCCUGGCCACAGAAUGGCGUUCAGCCAGCUGGGGCUCAGUUAGGGCCACUCAACGUGGAAAUUCUGAACAAGAAAGGAGAGUUUAUAUCCAAGAUGCCAGCAGUGGGCCAGGGAGCCGGGAAAAGACUCAAUAUUGAGCUCAAAAUUGUUAAGCACGGUCCUAAAGGAGAUACAGAAGUCUUCCAGUGUACUGCCCUAACAGCAAAGUUUUUCUGGUUCAAAAAGAUUGACAAUCUGACCAGCCUGGGGGAGUAUACUCUGAUCCUCAGGACUCUCUUGAACGAGAACAAUGCUAACAGCUUUGGGGGCAGAGAGCUUCCGAGCUACAAACUCAACUUCACCAUCAAAGAGGGAAAGGCGGAGAGUUUUGUUUUUGGUAAAAUGAACUCCAGUCUUCGUGUGGGAAUGCCCUUCGACAUUCCUCUGCAGAUAAAAGAUGGUUAUGACCACUCAGCAGUACCUCCUCCUGAUCUCAAACCUUUACUCAAAUGCAGUGGCCUGACUAUCAGUUACGACACAACGGAGAGCAGUGGUUCGAAGUUCACCUUCAAAGGUGUCAAAGCAAGUGGAAAAAGCCUGAACCACCAACAAUCAAAGACAUAUGAUCUGAAAGUGACCCUGGUGGGCCUGACGCAAAACACAGACACUAUCAAGAUCAUUCUUCUUCCUGGGAUUCCACACUCCAUCCACGUGACACCAGAAAACAACCCAAUCAGAAUAGAGAAUGGAGACCCAGUGUUGUUUAAUGUUGAGAUCCACGAUGAGGCGGGAAACCUCACAGCUAACGCCAAACAGAUCGUUCGAUGCCAGAUUCAUGGGUGUCCGCCAUAUGCUACUGACUGCAGUAACACAGGAGCCGGACAGAUCGUGACAAAGCCCAUAAACCUGAAAAUAACCAAGGGAGAACCAAAAAAACUCAAGGUUCAAUUUGAGAUGCAUAGUCAGAAGAAAAUCGCGGCAGUCGUUAGGGAGCUGGUGGUGGUGCCGGGCAGAAGAAUCUCCCACAUGGAGAUCUGCAGCCAGGAUGAUGAAAAUCUGGUACUCACGAACAACGAAAAGAUAGUAUGGCUGGCUGGAGGCCUGAUGGAAAACCUGUUCUACAAACUGUACGAUGAGGCUGGUAGAGAGGUCGCCCCCACGCCUGAAAUAGCCUCCAAGAUAAAGGUUAACUGGACAGGAGAUGUACAUCUGGAAGAUUUGGUCCAGGGGAAGCUGCCGGACCUACAGGUGCCCAAGCAGGUGCAGAAAGAGCACUUCUUCCAGGUGUCCUACCAAGACCAGAGUGUGUUCGUGUCCUUCCACAUAGUACCACAACCUGAUGAACCAAAACGGCUGAAAGCUACUCUAGUCAAGAGCACAGUUAAGCUGGGGGAAGUAAUACCCGGAAACAUCAGCUUGGAGCUUGUGGACCAAUAUGAUAAUGUAACCAAGGCGCUUACCUCUGACUCGAAGAACCACAUGACGGUGAAAGCUGAGGGUCUGGAAGAGUCAGCCAUCACUUUCAAAUGGCAGGAGGGCAGCAGUUCUGUUCUGGUGAUGGGGGUGCAGCUCAAGUCGGGGGCUCUUGGUCCCAGAGAGAUCUGCUUCACCUACAAGAACUAUGAGGAGCGCGUCAUAGUUAAAGUGACCGCUGGAGUCCCUGCAAAGCUUAAACUACUCAGCGAGCCAGUGAAGUCUUUGCAGCUUAUGAAUGACCAAGGCAUCGAGACACCAUUUGUUGUCCAGCUGUGCGACGAGGGGGAUAACCCCUGUUCGGACCAGAGGGUUGUGGUUGAAUUGAGGUCGUCACCACAGUUACUGAAGUUGAAUUUAUCUGUUACUUCACAACCCGUGAACGUAGAAGGGAAAGCCUCUUUCACUGUUCAUAGCGUGAGCGGACCAAAGGGGUACUAUCAGCUGGUUUUCAAAGGGUCCCUCAACAACAAACCCAUACCUGGUCCCUCAGUGAAUGUCACCGUCAAUCCUGAUCCCAGCAAACCUGUGAGCCUGUCCGUGGUGUACGACCUUAAAAAGUUCCCUGCUGGAGGCGUCUUCCCAGUCUUCUCUGUGACCGUGGUGUCCGAGGAAGGAAGCCCCAUGACUACUUUCAAUCCCGCCGCUGCCUCCAUGCGGCUGUGGAAGGGAUUGCCAUCAGAUAAAACUCCAUCAGAAACGGCCACUGAGCUGAAAUGUAGUAAACCCAUGAAGAACCAGAAGAACGACCGUUUCUACUUCAGCGAUAAAGAGAUCCCAGAAGAUGUUGGAAAACACACGAUCCAGUUUUCUGUACGACUAGAAGCAACAAAGUUCCUGUACAGUGAACAGAUUAUUAUAGAUGUGGUGGCCAAUCAACCUGUCAAACUGGGAGCCGACUCUCAGCCACCCACCCCAGUUGUUUCCUACAGUAAGGUACUGGCCAACCGAACCUUGGUGGAGAAUAUGACUCUGAGGAUAAUGGAUUCUUUUGGAAACCCAGCGGGGGAACACCUUAACGGGAAUGUGGUCAUUUCUAUAAAGAACUGUAGCGGAGACAGCAACGGAACCCCCCCUCUGUUUGAAGGCUCAACCAAAAGUUUGGAAAUUAGCUUGAAAGAAGGACAGGCCCAUAUCGAUAGGCUGGCUAUCAUGGAGAACAGCCCCGGGGAAAAUGGAAGUGCAUACACCCUACUCUUCACACCAGAAGUGUUGCAGUUUCCCACCCUGGCCCCCUUUGAGCUGCCAUUCCACUUUUACAAUGAUGUAGACAACCAACGGAAAAUGUCUGAGCUGUCCAAGAAGAAAGAUGAGCUCGCUGUUGCUGUUCGUAACGAUAAGGAGUUCAUUUCCACUUUUAAGGAUCUCCUUAAGUUGAUGACCUCUCAUCACCUCGCUGCGAGUAACAAAGAGGCUGCAAUUAGAAAUGUGCUGCACACGAAGAACAUGGAAACAGCACAAACUAUUCCAGAUUUGGACAGACUCAUAAAUGAGAAGCGGGCAGAAAUUGAAAGGAUAACGACAAUACCCAGAAGAAUUUUCUCCCCCCCCGAUCACUUCAGGAGGCAGCAGGAUGUUUUGGGAAUGGUUGGCCAUCUGGCCUUUGUGCAGGAUGAUGAUGCUGCGCGGGUUAUCUCCUGGGCAAUCCAGGGUGACAUGGAGUGUAUCAUCACCAAAACAACCGCAGCAGCGAGGAGGAUCUACGACGACACCAAUGGCCAGCAGCAGGUCAUGGCCCUCGACAGUGUUUAUGUGCACCCUGGCAACAGAACGAUGCCGCACUUAAGGAAUGGCUGCCCUCUCUUUUGUCCUCCUGGAAACCCGGUCCUCGCCAGAGAAUUGCUGCUGUACGCCGACAACCCUGAGAGCUGUGAAAUGGUUUUUAAAAACAUCCUCGCAGAAACAAUUCUGAUUGAUGACCUGGACUCUGCAAACAGCUACAGAAAGAUGGUGGUGCAGAAUAAGAUGCAGUGUCCCACCAUCCUGACCAGGGAGGGGGACAGGGUCAGCGCCAAGGGCAAGUUUGGAGGCAGACAGAACAAAGCCCCACCAAUCAGCGCGUUAAAAGUGUUUGGGGCCCCCUUCCCACAGCAUUACUUUUUACUUAAGGAACACAUAGACCUGCUCACUGACCACCGCUCAGCUCUGGAUAAGAUGAACCAAGCAGCGGAGAAGCGUGACAAUCACUUAAAUAACAUGAAGUCUCCUGAAAUGAGGAAAAGGGACCAGGAAAUGGAGGGGAGAAAGAAACAGCUGGAAGAGAUCGAGAGACAGCUCGUGUCGACCCCAGCAAGACCGUUGAAACGGGCUCUCGAGAACACUGGAGAGUCGUCCGGCAUCAAUCCCAAGAGAUUAAGCAGAGAUCCACGCAUGAGAUCCACACACUCAACCUGAUAGUUUGAAAACCAACUUUGCCUUGAUGUCUUGUUGUAAUUAAGUUGGUCUUAUUGAUUCCUUUGAACAGAUUUGUUUGUUUUUUUACAAUGUUGUAUUUAACAAAAAUGAUGGCGUGACGUUUCUCUCAAAGAGCGUUUAUAUUCUACCUAUAAAACAUUUUAUUAAAGAUA